GAUUUAGCAGAGUGAGCUCCCAUCUAAGCCCCGCUCAGUCUGUCCGGUCCUGCUCUUUAUUAUCCUUGACCUCACCCGGAAACAGACCGUGUUGUGUUGUUGUUGUGAAGAUGGAGGAUGUGGCGGAGCUUCUCGCGGUGCUGUUUAUUUGCAUUGUUUUGCACGUUAUGCAGUAUAAGAGCCAGUCGCUGGACGCCGCCAAACAGAUGCGCUCCAAACGGUGUCACCGUUUCUUUACAGAGCUGAAUGCGCGGAGGAGGGCGAGGAGGAAGAUGCUGCUGGGGAUCCUGCCCAAGCCUCGCAGGUCUCCGGUGGUGUGGGCGAGGGAGCGCAGCACGGAGUGGUGGCAGGAGACGGUGCUCGGCUGCUUCACGGAGAUCGACUGGCUGGAGAACUUCCGCAUGAAGAAGAGCACUUUCUUCUACAUCGUCUCCGAGCUGCAGCCGCUGCUGGAGCACCAGAAGACCAAGUUCAGAGACCCGGUGAGCGUGGAGAAGCGGGUUGCCAUCGCGCUCUGGCGCUUCGCCACCAACCUGGAGUACCGCAGCAUCGGCCAGCGCUUCGGCGUGAGCCGCACCACGGUGUACCGCUGCGUCCGGGACGUCUGCCUGGCCAUCACCAGGGUGCUGAAGCCCAAGUUCCUCAGCAAGCCCACCGAGGCUGACUUCAAGAGAGCCAGCGAGGGAUUCCGAGAGAUCUGCGGGCUCCCAAUGUGUGCUGGAGCCGUCGACUGCACCCACAUCCCCAUCAUCGGACCUGAGGAGAACCACGCAGACUACUACAACGCCCAGGGCUGGCAUUCCGUGGUGCUGCAGGGCAUCGUGGAUCACAGGGGCAGGUUCUGGGACGUGUCUGUGGGGCACCCCGGCAACACCCACGACUCCCAUGCCCUGCGCAUGUCCAGCAUGUGGCAGAAGGCCAGCAGUGGAACGCUGUUCCCCAGCCACAGCGAGGAGCUGUGUGGCUGCACGCUGAGCUACAUGAUUGCUGGGGACUCGGGGUACCCUCUCAAGCCCUGGCUCAUGAGACCCUACUCCGGCAGGGAGGAGCUGACGGCCCCCCAGCGCGACUUCAACGCCAGGCUGGGCAGGGCUCACGCGGUGGCGGAAGGGGCUUUUGGGAGGCUGAAGGGGAGGUGGAGGUGUCUCCUGAAGCGGAACGACUGCCAGCUCCACAUCCUGUCCAGCCUGCUGCGCGCCUGCUGCAUUCUGCACAACAUCUGCGAGGCCAGCGAGGACCGCUUCUUCCUGGACUGGCUGGAGAGCGACAAGGCAGAGGACUUCCCUCAGCCCAUGUGUCAAGCUCAGGACCGGGGGGAGGAGGAGGAGUCUGAACCCAUCAGGAGAGCGCUGUGCCAGUAUCUCAGCUCAGGACUGGGGGAGGGAGGAGGAGUCUGAACCCAUCAGGAGAGCGCUGUGCCAGUAUCUCAGCUCUGAACCCAUCAGGAGAGCGCUGUGCCAGUAUCUCAGCUCAGGACGAGGAGGGAGGAGGAGUCUGAACCCAUCAGGAGAGCGCUGUGCCAGUAUCUCAGCUCUGAACCCAUCAGGACAGCGCUGUGCCAGUAUCUCAGCUCUGAACCCAUCAGGAGAGCGCAGUGCCAGUAUCUCAGCUCUGAACCCAUCAGGAGAGCGCUGUGCCAGUAUCUCAGCUCUGAACCCAUCAGGAGAGCGCUGUGCCAGUACCUCAGCUCUGAACCCAUCAGGACAGCGCUGUGCCAGUAUCUUAGUACCAUGUGACUCCAGUCCUGGCAUUCACAACAUGCUUAGGUUAUUGAAUUGACCGACGAUCACAAUCAACCGCCUGGUAACCCUCUGAAUGAACUGAUCGCUCGUCUCAUCACAGCAUGGCUAAGGCAUUGCAGCGAGUCCGUAGGGCCACUAGCUGGAGUUGCUCAUGUAGCUAAAAGGGAGGCACAAUUUAUCAAUGAUUUAUAAACUCUAUUUGAGUAAUGUGAUUGGGGGUAAUUCUAAACCCAGGACUGGAUGCAGAGCUUGUAAUGCUAGGUGUGUGCCCGUGGGACCUGCAGGAACCAACAUGCUGUCAUUCACUGUCACUGUUAGAGAGUGUUCCCCUGGGAGAGCUCCACAAGUUUACAUUGAAUUGGGUUCAUUCACCCCAGGAGGUACACAAGGAAUUGAGCAUUUGUACAAAAAACUGACACAAGGAAGCUGACAAUUUGGAUGGCUAGAUCCAACCUGUCAGUACAUUUGAACCCUGUUUCGUGCAUCACCUCAUCAUUUGUAUUUGUGGGACACAUGGGUCCCUUGUAGCUUAAAGGGUUAAGGAUAGUCAUUGUUAUAUUUUAUGUAAAUAAUAACUGGAAAUUUAAUUAAAUAUGUUUUUUUUCUUA
Acipenser ruthenus (sterlet) is the source of this 2350-nucleotide messenger RNA. RefSeq lists its product as uncharacterized. Bases 111 to 1397 code for a protein of 428 amino acids. The transcript has 2 exons. The record is from RefSeq and is a predicted model, not a curated record. Lineage: Eukaryota; Metazoa; Chordata; Actinopteri; Acipenseriformes; Acipenseridae.